Molecule: messenger RNA, 1868 nt
Organism: Harmonia axyridis
Lineage: Eukaryota; Metazoa; Arthropoda; Insecta; Coleoptera; Coccinellidae
Product: moesin/ezrin/radixin homolog 1-like
Exons: 6
Coding region: 94-1563 (489 amino acids)
Biological process (GO): positive regulation of protein localization to early endosome; regulation of organelle assembly; positive regulation of early endosome to late endosome transport
Cellular component (GO): adherens junction; filopodium; microvillus
Molecular function (GO): actin binding; cell adhesion molecule binding
Source: RefSeq, a predicted model, not a curated record
ACUCUGCUCGAACAGACAGUUGUGAUUGAAUGGUACAGCUUUAAGUUGAGAAUAAAAUUACGAAAAAGUUUUUCUUCACCAGAAAUAUUCUAGAUGAAGGUGGUUUUGAACUCGAUUUUGGCGGACACGAGUUUAGAUGCUCCGCCAAAAUCAUUAUUUAGUGACAUAUAUUCCAGAGUCUGCAGCAGUUUAGAUCUCAAAGAAACAUGGUAUUUCGGCUUAUAUUACAAAGCUGAACGUUCGAAUAAUUCAAUAUGGCUGGAAACUUCGAAGAAGGCUUUGAAGAAGAUACCUGCGGCAACGAAAAACUUGAGCUUCAAAAUAAGAUACUACCCAGAGGAUGUGUGUCAAGAACUAUUCGAAAAUAUAACUGUGCAAAUUUUUUAUUUGGAAAUGAAAAAAGCCAUCACACUGGGCGAUAUCUACUGUCCCGCCCAUACCGCUGCUUUGUUGGCUUCAUAUUCAUUGCAAGUUGAAUUUGGAAAUUACAAUGAAAAUAGAUUCAACAGAUAUCUAAUGAAUCAUCAUAAUUUUUUGCCGCAUAGGAUUAUGAGGCAGUACAAAGUUGAUCCCUCUACAUGGACCAACAGCAUAGUGGAAAUGUGGAAAAAAUUGGCUGGAAUGGAUCCCGAAGACGCCAUGAUGGAAUAUCUAAAAUUAGUUCAAAAUCUAGAUAUGUAUGGCGUUACUUACUUCAAUAUUGUGAACAAGAAAAAAACCAAACUGUUGCUGGGAGUGACCGCUCUAGGAAUAAACAUAUAUACACGAAGUGACAAGUUGACACCGCAGUUGUCCUUCUCUUGGUCCGAAAUAAAGCAACUAAAAUUCAAAGGAAAGAAGUUCAUCAUUAAAUUUAUGGGUAGAAAAGUCCCUAGCUUUAUUUUUCAUACUACCGAUAAAAAAAUAAGCAAACAAAUUCACAGUUUGAGUCUUGGAAACCGUGACCUCUACAUAAGAAGAAGAAAACCCGAUACUCCAGAAGUGGUUAUUCUAAAAGAAAAGGCGAGAGUUUUGAGGACGCUCAGGGAGAAGAACAAGGAGAUGCAGACUUUGGAAAUAACGAAUAAAGAAAACUCCUUGCGUGACAAUGAAGAGUACCAUCAUCAUUUGCAGAAGCUUCAAGAAGACCUUGAAUUCACUAUUCAGAAAAUACAACAAGAAAUAGCUGCAAAACUCGAGGAAAUGCGAAAGUUACAGGAACAAAUAGAGAAGGCGAAAAAAGAGGAGGAAGAGUCAAGAAUUCAACAACAAAUGGAUGAAAGAGAGGUACUCAAACGGAAGGCUAAAUUGAUACAUGAUGCUAGAAUUCAUCGAGAUUUAGAAAAUUUGUUCAAUUGUGAAAACAUUCAUCUCCCAGAAAUUGUUCCUGUGAGUGAUAAACUACAGGAGCAUUUGAAAAUUCUUCAGGAUCAACUCGAAAAUUCGAUUGAGGAAGAAGAGGAAACAGUAUUUGAUAGAAUUUACCGAAACAAUAACAGAGAAGAUAAAGAUAAAUACAGAACACUUUCAGACAUAAGAGGUGUCAAUUGUGCAAGAAGAAUUAAAAUGUUCGAUAGACUCUGAUACAAUUGCAAUUUCUUAUACUCAUAUUAUGUGUUCAAUUGAAAAAUAUAGUUUUUUUCUCUGAAUGAUACCUUCGAACUGAUAUUGAAUUUCAGUUCGAUGACAUGCGGUGGCGGUGUAUCAUAGGUUGGAAGAAAAAAAUUCCUUUAUAUAUACAUAUAUACUUUUCAAUUAAAUAAUGAUUUCAAGUUGAAUAUAAUAUUCAACAAUAUCAUGUUAACUGAAAAAAAAAACAAAAAAAAAGUAAUUAUAAUGAUUAUGUAUUUUUAAUAAUACGUGAUUAAACAGCAAAUUAUUUCUGCAAA